This is a messenger RNA of Sodiomyces alkalinus F11, 870 nucleotides long. Its product is annotated as ribose 5-phosphate isomerase A. Bases 1 to 870 code for a protein of 289 amino acids. The transcript is spliced from 2 exons. Gene Ontology annotation, cellular component: intracellular membrane-bounded organelle. Gene Ontology annotation, biological process: pentose-phosphate shunt, non-oxidative branch; D-ribose metabolic process. The record is from RefSeq and is a predicted model, not a curated record. Gene Ontology annotation, molecular function: ribose-5-phosphate isomerase activity. Lineage: Eukaryota; Fungi; Ascomycota; Sordariomycetes; Glomerellales; Plectosphaerellaceae.
AUGGCGUCAGCCGCCGCGUCCGCAGUGGCUCUAGUUGAAGCGGCUAAGAAGGCCGCCGCAGCUCGCGCAGUAGCCAACCACUUGCUUCCCAGCCACCGUCACGUCGGCAUCGGCUCCGGCAGCACCGUCGUGCAUGUCGUCGACGCCAUCGCCGCCCAGGGCCCGUCCUUCUGGGGGAACAUGACUUUCUACCCAACGGGGAGCCAGAGCAAAGGUCUCAUCCGCGCCGUGGGGCUGCGCCUUUGCCACCUGGACGAGCGGCCGGUUGUCCCGGAGACGGGCCGGCUCGUGGAGCUGGACGUCGCUUUCGAUGGGGCCGAUGAGGUCGACGAUGAGCUUAACUGCAUCAAGGGAGGUGGCGCGUGUCUUCUCCAAGAGAAACUGGUUGCCGUGGCGGCAAAGAAAUUUGUUGUCGUUGCUGACUACCGUAAACUAUCACCACGUCUCUGCACCAAGUGGAAAGCCAUUCCCAUUGAAGUCCUUCCCAUGGCCGCCCCAGAUGUAGUCGACCGUCUAACGGCCUUGGGCGCCCUGCAGCCUACCGUUCGCCCUGGCACCCCAGGAAAGGCGGGUGAAGUCGUCACUGACAACGGCAUGUGGAUUAUCGAUGCCCCCUUUCCCCCUCUUCUGCUCGACAAAGAGCUGGCAUCGGCAGGCAUUACCACCGGCCGAGAUGCUGGCGGGAACUGGGGCGUCAGCGCGCUGGCGGACGAGCUCCUACGGAUUCCCGGUAUUGUCGAAGUGGGGUUGUUCUACGGACUCGACGGAGCGCAGGCCGCAACUCUGGGCAAGUCGGGUCUAGCACAGAAACCUGUUGCUGCCUACUUUGGAAUGGAAGAUGGAAGUGUCCAGACUAAGGUGGUCGAGUAA